AUGGCCGAAGAGAAGCACCGCAUGUUGUUCCAAGGCCAGGAUCCCAGUCAGGAUCUGCAGAAACAGCGCCCAAUGUCCCUGUCGCCAUCGGAACCGCCCACCUACGAUGAUGCGAUGCAAACGUCCUCGAUGCAGGAUAGUUUGGACUACCACAACGGCCGUCGAAGAACCUUCUUCGCGGAGCCCCAACAUCUGAGGUCCCGGGUGGAGGAGAUGCCCCAAGCUGAGGACGAGGAGAGCGUGCAAUCGGCAGGAUUAUCGGACCACCAUCACACUGAGCAUCAUCAGGCCAUGCCACCUGUGAGAAAUUUCUUUAUCCUGAGCCCGCAACCCAAGCUGGGCAACCAGGCGAUGGACAUCGUGUGCCCGGCUUGUGGUCAACGGGGCGUGACCCGAUUGAAGAGGUCACCAAAUGCUCGGACCAAGCUUUGGGCCCUCUGCUUGUGCACUUUUGGUUGGUGCUGCUGCGCUUGCUUGUGUCCGUAUUUGUGGAAUGGCUGCCGGACAACGAAUCAUUACUGCUCCGCCUGCGAGAUCUUCCUGGGCGCACAUUAUCCGCGGAGGAGCUGCUGCGGCUGCUGCUGCCGGCGGCGACGGCGGUAGUCCGGAAAUAUCCAGCAGGAUCGCAGCCGGAAUCCGGCCGCUAAUUGUGAAAGUUUUCCGUGUGUGCGAAUAAAGCUGAGUGGGCGGCACGCGCUUCUGGCCACAAGGACUCGGCGCUUAUUCGCUUGUAAUGAGGAACACAGUGCCGGGCGCGGCCGGAAAUUGUGCGCCGUCAAAUCGAAUUGCCUACCUAUGCCCAUCGUCCUUCGUCCUUGGUCCAUCGUUCAUCGUCCAUCGCCCUCAAUCCGCAAUCCUUCCACCAACAGUCAUACACCAUUUCCAUUACCAUUACCAUUGCCACUGCCACUGCCAAGCGCCGCCCUGUCGCCCAAAUGAUGCAUAACUGGCCGAAAACAAAUUGCCACAUCAUCACUCCGUUUCGCACAUCCUGCCACCGAGAGCGGCCUGUUGUGCACGCUGCUCGUGCUUUGAUACCCUGCAAAAAG
Molecule: messenger RNA, 1049 nt
Organism: Drosophila teissieri
Lineage: Eukaryota; Metazoa; Arthropoda; Insecta; Diptera; Drosophilidae
Product: lipopolysaccharide-induced tumor necrosis factor-alpha factor homolog
Exons: 3
Coding region: 1-603 (200 amino acids)
Molecular function (GO): zinc ion binding
Source: RefSeq, a predicted model, not a curated record